Molecule: messenger RNA, 2443 nt
Organism: Cryptomeria japonica (Japanese cedar)
Lineage: Eukaryota; Viridiplantae; Streptophyta; Pinopsida; Cupressales; Cupressaceae
Product: probable leucine-rich repeat receptor-like protein kinase At1g35710
Exons: 2
Coding region: 71-1705 (544 amino acids)
Molecular function (GO): protein binding
Source: RefSeq, a predicted model, not a curated record
CUAUUCCAUUCUAUUCAAUUGUAUCGCCUUAUUGUGUGUUCUGUUUCCCCCUGCUCUUAUCUGCUCUACCAUGGCUCCUCAUUUUUUCUUCCCUUUGGUCAUGCUUUCAUUGUUUUCAAUCUCCGCUCUUCCUCACUCUCUCAAUAAUCAACACCAAGAACAGCAAUUGCUGCUGCGAUUCAAAGAUUCUAUUUCCCACAAUAACACCACUUCUCUGCCCGACUGGACACCCCAAAUACCCCUGUGCAAUUGGUCGGGUCUUACCUGCGAUCCCUCCUCACACUCUCUCAUCGCCCUCAAUUUAUCCCACAUGAAUUUGGCGGGCACCAUACCUCCUGUCUUGGGGAAUCUCUCCUCUCUUCGAUCCCUUGAUCUCUCCUUCAAUGCCCUCACUGGUCACAUUCCACCUCAGCUCGGCCAACUAUCCUCUCUAAGAUACCUAGAUCUCUCCGAGAAUGCCCUCACUGGUCACAUUCCGCCUGAACUCGGCCAACUUCGCCGUGUGCAGACGCUUCAGCUGUGCCACAAUCGAUUACAAGGAACGAUUCCCCACUCUCUCUUCGCUUGCCGCAGUUUGUAUGAUCUGGGACUCUCUUAUAACCAACUGCAUGGCAGCAUUCCGCCUGAACUGAGUCGCCUCACAAGUCUCAAGUAUCUUUACUUAGGACAAAACAAUUUCACAGGUACCAUUCCCCGUUCCUUAGGAAACCUGUCCUCCUUACUUGAAUUGUAUUUGGGAGACAAUUAUCUCACAGGCACCAUUCCCAAAUUCUUGGGAAAUCUGUCCGCUUUAGUUGAAUUAGAAUUGGGAGGAAGUAAUCUCUCAGGUAGCAUUCCCCCUGAGUUGGGCAUGCUAACUCACCUGCGGGAUCUGUACCUUUUUCAAACUAACUUAUCGGGCACCAUUCCCCAUUCUUUAGGAAAUCUGUCCGCCUUAGUUAGAUUGCAUUUGGGAAAAAAUCAUCUCACAGGCACCAUUCCCAAAUUCUUGGGAAAUCUGUCCGCCUUAGUUGGAUUGACGUUGGCAGAAAAUGAUCUAACAGGUACAAUUCCCUCUGAAUUGGGCAUGCUCCCUCACCUGCAGCUUCUUUACCUCUGGGGAAAUUUCUUAUCAGGCACCAUUCCUAGCUCUUUAGGAAAUCUCUCAAAAUUGACAGAGUUAGCCUUGGCACAAAAUAAUCUGACAGGUACCAUUCCCCCUGAAUUGGGCAUGCUAGCUAACCUACAGGCUCUUUACCUUGAGAUGAAUAACUUGUCAGGUACCAUUCCACCUCAAUUAGGCCAACUUUCCCAUCUGCAGCUACUCUGGCUCUACAGCAAUCAAUUGCAAGGAGCCAUUCCCCAUGAAUUGAGCAUGCUCACUCAACUGCAGGUCCUUUACCUCCAGGGAAAUUACCUAUCUGGCACCAUUCCCAGCUAUUUGGGAAAUCUCUCAAAAUUAACUGUUUCAUCCUUGUCAGAAAACCAACUCCAAGGCCCCAUUCCCCCUGAAUUGGGCAUGCUUACUAACCUGCAGCGUCUUAACCUUCGGAAAAAUAACUUAUCAGGCAAGAUUCCCAGCUCUGUAGGAAACCUCUCAGAGUUGACUUAUUUAAUCUUGUCAGAAAACCAUCUCCAUGGCCCCAUUCCGUCCUCUUUAUCAAAUCUCUCGAAACUGAUGAGAUUAUAUCUAUCAAAAAACCAACUUAGUGGGCUUAUUACUUAAAAGUUGGCACCAAACUCUCCAAUUUACAUUUCCUUAGUUUACAUCGAAAUGUACGUAGUGAAGAAAACCCAGAUUCUCAUGGUAGAUUCCAUAAGUUAAGAUAUCUUUGUCUAUAGCACAAGAAAUUAACAGGGGAGAUUCCUGUUAAUUUAGUGGGAUGUCAGAUGUUGCAGUUUCUUUGCUUACCUCACAGUAAACUAGGGGAAAGUAUACUAUUUUAAACAAACAUAUUUGCACUCAAAGAAACUUUUGGCUAUAUUGUUCCAGAGUAUAGAUUGCAAGUGAGUAUUUGUAUGAAGGGAGAUGUUUAAGGUUAUGGAAUUCCGAUAUUAGAGAUGGGUACAAGGAAGUGAUGACAUACAUGAACUUCCAGAAGCGGUUGAGCCGAGCAUUUUCAAACAGACUUUAGAUAUUGUUUAUAGAGGGCUAUUAAGGAAAGACAAUAGAUUUCUUUCUUUCAUUUAUGUUGGUUUUCUUUGUACGGGUGGAUCACCAAGAGAACGACCUUCCAUGAUAAAUGUAGCCAUGGUGUUCAAGAGCCUGAACAAUUUUUUCAAAGGAGGCUUCCAAUUUAACAAUGUUACACAUCCUGCACAAUAACAAUUCCACAGAAACAUUUUAGAUGUUUAUAAGUUUGUUAAAAAGUUUUAGUCCUUCCAUGUAAAUUCCAGCUCUUUGAUCUUGUAAUAUCUCUCUAUAUCUUCAACUAUCUCUUUAUUAAUUGUUUAUAUUUUCAGA